AUGGACGAGCCUAUGGUUGACGUGCAGGACGUUGCGCAAGAGACUCCCGCCGACGAUGUCUUCCGCGCACCUUCGAUCAACACCGAGCAAAUCCUGAAGGGCGCUUCCUACGCUCACUACUCUCCCAUUCCAGAGGUCAUCGCCAAUGACAUGACCACUGAGUGUGUGCUCGGUGUUGAUGAAGCCGGAAGAGGGCCUGUUCUCGGCCCCAUGGUAUACGCGCUGCUCUACCUGCCGCUCUCGGAGCACCGCUCCCUGCUAGCCGAGACGCACCACUUCGACGACUCCAAGGUGCUGCAGCCGGCGGUGCGCUCGUCGCUGAUGGAGACGCUGUGCACGGCCGACACGGACCUGUACCAGCGCUGCGGCUGGGCGACCAAGGUCAUGUCGGCGCGCGACAUCUCGGCCGGCAUGCUCAAGGCCGGCGGCACGUACAACCUCAACGCGCAGGCCAUGGAUGCCACUGUUGAGCUUAUCAAACGCGUCUUCGCCAUGGGCGUCAACGUCAAGGAGAUCUACAUCGACACCAUCGGCCAGCCCGCCGCCUACCAGAAGAAGCUCGAGCGCAUCUUCCCCACCGUCCACAUCACCGUCGCGAAGAAGGCCGACUCGCUCUACCCCUGCGUCUCGGCCGCCUCUGUCUGCGCCAAGGUCACGCGAGACGCCGCCUUGGACGUCUGCUACGAGACGUAUGCUUCGAGCGCAGACGAGACGCCCGCCUCCGCCGCCGGCUGGGGCUCUGGGUACCCGUCGGACGCGAGGUGCUCGGGAUGGUUGAAGCGCAAUAUGGACCCCGUCUUCGGCUGGGGCGCCGAGUGCCGCUUCAGUUGGGGCACGGCCAAGGACAUGCUGGAGGACAAGAAGAGCAACGGGGUCAAGGUUGACUGGCCGGUCGAGGACGACGACGAAGGCGCCAACAUCUCGUCGUACUUUUCAGGCUUGCAGGGGGACGACCACCAGGGCGGCGACGAGCUGUCCAAUUGGUUCGGCAGGCGUGUUACUGAGGAGGUCUUCUGA
Messenger RNA from Lasiodiplodia theobromae, 1017 nucleotides. Its product is annotated as Ribonuclease hi large subunit. NCBI's taxonomy places the organism in Eukaryota, Fungi, Ascomycota, Dothideomycetes, Botryosphaeriales, Botryosphaeriaceae. Gene Ontology annotation, molecular function: RNA binding; RNA-DNA hybrid ribonuclease activity. The record is from RefSeq and is a predicted model, not a curated record. The transcript has 2 exons. Gene Ontology annotation, biological process: mismatch repair; DNA replication, removal of RNA primer. Gene Ontology annotation, cellular component: ribonuclease H2 complex. The coding region runs from base 1 to 1017 and encodes 338 amino acids.